Messenger RNA from Dendronephthya gigantea, 1140 nucleotides. RefSeq lists its product as uncharacterized. Gene Ontology annotation, molecular function: nucleic acid binding; zinc ion binding. The transcript has a single exon. The record is from RefSeq and is a predicted model, not a curated record. NCBI's taxonomy places the organism in Eukaryota, Metazoa, Cnidaria, Anthozoa, Malacalcyonacea, Nephtheidae. The coding region runs from base 1 to 1140 and encodes 379 amino acids.
AUGGAAGCCAUAUACAAUCGCGCUGGGAAAAUAAUUGUCAAAAUAUCAGAGCUUAUUUCGCAAGCAGAAGAGUUGAAAAUCGAUAACGGAAAAACAACAGGUACAGUCAGACAGUGGAAAAAGGAAACAAAGUCUAAAUAUUCAGAGCUGAUCGUAGACAACGAGAAAAUUGCACAACAACUAAAGGAAAAACAAGAAAAGGCUCAAGACAAAGCAGAAUUACAACGAUUAGAAUUAAAAGAUAAACAAUUUCAACAAGAAGAACGACGGCGGGCUGAAAUUCGAGAAGCACAAGAGGAUCGCGAACGACAUUUAUGGCAAGAAAAGCACAAAGCUGAAUUACGCAUGACGCAGAGAAAGAUAGAAAUGGAACAGACCGCUCGUUCAUCUACAGCGAAAUUACCAAAGUUAAAAAUAACACUGUUUAAUGGAACUCCCACAGAUUGGGUGCAGUUUGAGAACAUGUUUCUAACACUUGUUCAUGAAAAAGCGAGUACAGCCGAAAAAAAAUACGGGUUUUUAUUGGAAAUGGUGAGCCCAAAGGUGAGGGAAAAGAUUGCUAAUUUGAAACCGGGUGAAGUUGGUUACAAGAUUGCAUGGGAAAGAGUAAAAAGCAAGUAUGGUCACCCCAAACAUGUUAUCAACGCCCAUAUGGAUGCAAUAAUUAACUUAACUCCAGUGAGAGGGCAUAAUUAUGAAAAGGUGCAAGAUUUCUAUGAGAAAUUAAGCAAGAAUUUCGAUGCAAUUCAAACUCUGGGAGACGGUGAAAAACUUUCCGGAUUUGUUAUGACCACUAUCAACAAGUUGCCACACAUAAGAGCCGACUUGGUUCGAGCAGAUGAUGACUGGGAAGAAUGGUCCAUGGAAGUACUAUUACUAAAUUUGCAAAAGUGGCUUCGACGAAAUAAAGUGGAAGAUGCGAGCAAUCAGAAAGAAACCAGAUGGAAGAAACCAGAAGGACACUGGUAUCAAAAGUCAUCCGGACCCCCAAAACCUCACUGUGUUUUUUGUUCGAAUAGUGAACACUGGAGUGAUCAAUGCAAAACAGUGAAACGAUUGGCCGACCGAAAGAAAUUCUUUGCUGAGAAGAAUCUGUGUUUUAACUGUGGUCGCACUGGGCACAGGGGAAAUCAAUGUUGA